This is a messenger RNA of Arabis nemorensis, 1923 nucleotides long. Lineage: Eukaryota; Viridiplantae; Streptophyta; Magnoliopsida; Brassicales; Brassicaceae. The record is from the annotation of a GenBank genome assembly.
AUGAUGAAGAUUGUUACGGCCUUCAUUUUUCUUUUGGUCUCGCCUUUUGUUUCCCGUUGUUUGUCUGCAGACAUUGACUCAGACAAGCAAGCACUGCUUGAGUUUGCAUCUCUUGUUCCUCACAGUCGCAAACUCAACUGGAACAACACAAAUCCGAUCUGCUCUUCUUGGACUGGCAUCACCUGCUCCAAGAACGAUGCUCGUGUAAUCGCACUCCGUUUGCCUGGAUCUGGACUUUAUGGACCUUUGCCAGAGAAGACAUUUGAGAAGCUUGACGCCCUCAGGAUCAUUAGCCUUCGAUCUAACAACCUUCAAGGGAACAUUCCACCUGCCAUUCUCUCCCUUCCUUUUAUCAGGUCACUCUACUUUCAUGACAACAACUUCUCUGGUACUAUCCCUCCCACUCUUUCUCAACGCCUUGUUAAUCUUGAUCUCUCCACCAACUCGCUAUCGGGCAACAUUCCUGCGAGUCUACAAAACCUUACCCACCUCACCGAUCUCAGCCUACAAAACAAUUCUCUCAGUGGGCCAAUCCCUGACCUUCCUCCUAGCCUAAAAUACUUGAAUCUGAGCUUCAAUAACCUGAAUGGGUCAAUUCCAUCUUCUAUAAAGUCCUUCCCAGCAUCCUCGUUUCAAGGUAAUAGCCUCUUAUGUGGUGGUCCCUUAACUCUAUGCCCAGAAAACACCACUGCACCAUCUCCUUCCCCCACUUCACCAACCAAAAGUCCCAGUCCAACGAAAAGUCCCGGUACAUCCAAAAGAGUUCUCUCCACUGAAGCUAUUGUCGGCAUUGCAGUUGGAGGUUCGGUUCUGUUGUUUAUCAUUCUUGUCAUCAUAACCCUUUGCUGUGCCAAGAAAAGAGAUGGCGGACAAGACAGCACUGCAGUGCCAAAAGCUAAACCCGGGAGGAGUGACAACAAGGCCGAGGAGUUUGGAAGUGGGGUGCAGGAGGCAGAGAAAAACAAGCUGGUCUUCUUUGAAGGAAGUUCAUACAACUUUGAUCUUGAAGACUUGCUCAGAGCCUCAGCUGAGGUUCUAGGAAAAGGAAGCUAUGGUACAACGUAUAAGGCCAUCUUAGAAGAAGGAACCACGGUGGUGGUGAAGAGGCUGAAAGAAGUAGCAGCUGGGAAACGGGAGUUCGAGCAGCAGAUGGAAGCCGUUGGAAGGAUCAGUCCACACGAGAAUGUAGCUCCUCUCCGUGCUUAUUACUUCUCUAAAGACGAAAAACUACUCGUGUAUGAUUACUACCAAGGGGGCAAUUUCUCUAUGAUGCUUCAUGGAAGCAAUGAUGGAGGAAGAGCGGCGUUGGACUGGGAAACAAGGUUAAAGAUCUGUUUGGGAGCAGCAAGAGGAAUUGCUCACAUCCAUUCUGCAUCUGGUUCUAAACUCCUACACGGAAACAUCAAAUCACCAAACGUCCUCUUGACACAAGACCUCCAAGUCUGUGUCUCAGAUUUCGGUAUAGCUCCAUUGAUGAGCCAUCACACCUUGCUCCCAUCAAGAAGCUUAGGGUACAGAGCACCAGAAACCAUAGAAACCCGAAAACACACUCAGAAAUCCGACGUGUACAGCUUCGGUGUACUGUUGCUAGAAAUGCUGACAGGGAAAGCAGCCGGGAAAACGACGGGACACGAGGAAGUAGUGGACCUCCCCAAAUGGGUGCAGUCAGUUGUGAGAGAGGAAUGGACCGGAGAAGUGUUUGACGUAGAGCUCAUCAAGCAGCAACACAAUGUUGAAGAAGAGAUGGUGCAGAUGUUGCAGAUAGCAAUGGCUUGCGUCUCAAAGCAUCCAGACUCUAGGCCUACCAUGGAGGAAGUUGUUAACAUGAUGGAUGAGGUUCGACCUUCUACAGGUUCUGGUCCUGGUUCUGCCAACAGAGCUUCCUCCCCGGAGAUGAUCAGAAGCUCUGAUAGUCCGGUUUAG